AUGUUAACGUGUGUAACAAAAGAGGAAGAAGAAUCAUCGUUUCAGAUUGAAAUUGUGAGCUGUGUAAAGUAUUUAAUUAGUCAAGGAGCUAAUGUAGGAGUUGUCAACAGUGAAGGGGAGACUCCUCUAGACAUCGCAGAGGAGGAAGCAAUGGAGGAGCUUCUGCAAAAUGAAGUGAAUCGUCAAGGUGUUGACAUUGAAGCAGCUCGGAAGGAGGAGGAGAGGAUUAUGCUACGUGAUGCACGGCAGUGGUUAAAUAGCGGCCAGAUCAAUGAUGUCCGGCAUGCCAAAUCUGGGGGUACAGCACUGCAUGUUGCUGCUGCUAAAGGUUAUACCGAGGUUUUAAAGCUUUUAAUCCAGGCAGGGUAUGAUGUAAAUAUUAAAGACUAUGAUGGCUGGACUCCACUCCAUGCUGCUGCCCACUGGGGUAAAGAGGAAGCCUGUCGUGUUCUAGUAGAACAUUUUUGUGAUAUGGACAUCGUCAACAAAGUGGGUCAAACAGCCUUUGAUGUAGCAGAUGAAGAUGUCCUUGGUUAUUUAGAAGAAUUACAAAAGAAGCAAAAUAUGCUUUUGAGUGAGAAGCGAGAUAAGAAGUCCCCAUUGAUUGAGACGACAACAACAAUGGACAACAACCGGCCAAUUAAACCACUAAAGAACAAAGAGACUCUCCUGAACGAGCAGGAGACGUGUGUGCCCCGCAUUGAGUCCUUAGAACAGGAGAAGGUAGAUGAAGAGGAGGAAGGAAAGAAGGAUGAGUCCAGUUGCUCCAGUGAGGAGGAAGAGGAGGAAGAUUCAGAGUCUGAAACGGAAGCAGACAAGAGCAAAACCUCUGCACCUGUAAAUAACACAAACAGUACCGUAACACAGCCAACCAGCGUGACGGUAUCGUCCCCAACAAUACCUACAAACCAGGUGACUCCUUCUUCUCCUAUCAAGAAGUUUGAUUUUAUUGCUCCUCUCUUGCCUGUGGCGGAGCCAUGCGAUCCUGCAUUAUGGCGUCAGGGCUUGCGCAAAACUGGCAUUUCUCUUGUGCCCAAAAAAGCUAUGUUUGCUCCACCACCUGGUAAAGUCUCUCCCAAGGAAGAGGAACGGAAGGAUGAGUCGCCCUCCUCCUGGAGACUGGGUCUGCGGAAGACUGGCAGCUAUGGAGCUCUGGCAGAGAUCACUGCUGCUAAGGAGCCACAGAAAGAGAAGGACACCACUGGGGUCAUGCGCUCUGCCUCAAGUCCAAGGCUGUCUUCAACUUUGGACAACAAAGACAAAGAAAAGGAAAAAGACAAAGGAGCCCGACUUGCGUAUGUUGCACCAACAAUACCGUCUAGAAGACUUGCCAGUACAUCAGACAUUGAUGAAAAGGAAAACAGGGAUUCUGCUGCUAGUCUGGUGCGUAGUGGGUCUUAUACAAGGAGAAGGUGGGAUGAUGAUCUGAAGAACAAUGAAGGAACUACUUCCCAGAACAAAACACCAAGCUAUCAGCGAAGUACGUCCUACUCGCUAACAAUAGGCAGAAGUAGCAGUGUGCGAGAUGUACCAGCUAAGUCUUCAUCUGCCAUCAGCUUGGAUCCUAAUAACACUAAACCUUGGCAGUCGCCCUCAUCUCAAUACCAGUCUUACAGCAUUAAUAGAAGUGGUUCUUUUGGAAGAAGACAGGAUGACUCAUUUAGUUCUGUGACAUCCACCACCUCAUCUGUUACCUCACCUACUGGCUCCCAGAGAGGCCUGCUCUCCAGCACAAGCACUGCGACCAAGACCACCACCACCACAACUCCAUCGAGCUUAACAAGCAGUACCUCAAAUAGGUUUUGGUCUGAUGAAAGUGCGGAAAGGGAGAAAGAUUCGGGACCAACAGCAGUGGCAGUUAUACCAACUAUUGUAAAUACUACAGCUACUACUACUACCACAACCACAUCCACCACUGGCACCGUACCUUCCACUGAUGGCAGGGAGCGGCGCAGAUCGUACCUCGCUCCUGUCCGCAAUGAAGAAUCGGAGUCGCAGAGAAAAGCCAGGUCUAGGCAAGCAAGACAGUCAAGAAGAUCAACUCAGGGUGUAACCUUAACCGAUCUUCAGGAAGCAGAAAAGACUAUAGGCCGGAGCCGUCCCACUCGAGGUAGGGAAGAGGAAAAAGAUGAAAAGGAAAAACAGGACAAAGAGAAACAGGAGGAGAAGAAAGAAUCUCAAGCCCGUGAGGAUGACUACCGGUCGAAAUACCGGAGUUUUGAAGAGCGUUACCGGCCAUCAAGUACUACAACAGCUACGUCCUCUACCAGUAGUGUGCUCUCUACGUCUAGUUCAGUUGAUAGACCCAACAGUCUGACUGGCAUUACUUCGUUAUAUCCCAGCUACAGUAGAAGUUUGCACAGGGAUACAGAAAAAGAAUUUGAUAAGAAGGAGGAGGAAAAAGAAGGAGAAGACAAGACCGAGGACAAGUCUCAACCUAAAUCAAUACGAGACAGACGGCGGCCUCGAGAGAAACGAAGGUCCACAGGAGUGUCUUAUUGGAAAGAUAGUGAUGAAAAUGAUCAAGAGCAGCAGUCAGAUUCUGAAGAAGGAACAAACCGGAAUGAGCCCCAGAGUGACAGGCUUUCAAGCACUUCCAGUGAUCGCUAUGACCAUUAUAUUGGUCGCAGCUACGGUGAAGGCAGAAAACCAUAUUCAGGCAGAUGGGAAAGAGAAGAUACAACUGAUUAUAAAAAGCUUUAUGAACAGAUUCUAGCUGAAAAUGAGAAACUGAAGGCGCAAUUACGCGAUACAGACAUGGAGUUAACAGACUUGAAAUUACAGCUGGAAAAAGCAACGCAGAGACAGGAACGAUUUGCUGACAGGUCACAGCUGGAAAUGGAGAAAAGGGAAAGAAGAGCUCUAGAAAGGAGGAUAUCUGAGAUGGAGGAAGAACUUAAGAUGCUACCAGACUUGAAAGCAGAUAACCAGAGACUAAAGGAUGAAAAUGGAGCCUUGAUUAGAGUCAUAAGCAAACUUUCCAAGUAGACAAGUUCCUAGAACAGCAACUAAUGGUAUUGCACAUUAAUGUUAAUUGCAACAGACAUCAGCUACAAGGCCCCUCCCAUUUGUGGUCGCCCUUGACUCUUCUGCCACACCACCCUUUUCCAUCCAUUAGAUCCUGCUAGAUCACUUAACCUGCAGCUGCUGUCAAGACAGAAUGACUGAGUUUACAAAAACAUUCUGAAUGAAAAACUUGUGGCCAGGGACGCCUCAGAAAUAUUUAACCAAUAAGCCUUAGUUGUACAUAAACACUUGCAUCGAGCUCUCAGCUGUCACAGAAGAACAGUUAGUCAACACGAGUUAUUGUGCCACAGCCUAUGUAUUUUUUUUUGUUUCUGUUUCUACACCUGCUUAGACGUGUUGUGUGCUGUGCUCUUUUUUUUCCUAACUUCCCAUGUGCCAGAGGUAUUCCCCUAGAUGCUCAGUGUUCACACAGCUGUCCAGUUCGAAGAGACCCAACCAUUAUAACGGAAAUAAUUCCAGUUUUUUUAAUUAACAUGACAUUUUCACCAUACUGAACAGAUGGACUUGGUGAAACGUAAGCUUUCACUGUAUGUGCAAUAUGCAUUUAUGUCUUUUAAAAUGCUUUAAUGAGUCCAUUGAAAGUAGAAUUCCCAUCUCUUCUGCCUUCAUCACUUUUUUUUCUUUUUGUUUGUAGUGUAGCUGUUGGAUUAUACUGUGUAUUCUUUACUUCAUUUUAGCCGGUACUGAGUGAUGCUGUAUAUAUGUAUUGUUUUGAGUUUCAGACCACCACAUGGCAUGCGUUAUGCUUCCCAAUGACAAACCCGUCUGUUACUAUUAAAAUAUACAACUCCAGAAGUGUGUUUUAACUUUUUCAUUUAUUUUAUAGUAUAAACAUUGAAUAUGGUAGUGCCUCUCUCUUUAAGGAGAUGGCAAGCAGAAUUCAGUGCUGUUUUUUUAAAGUGUUCACAGUAAUGUGAGAUACAAAUGAUAUAAUUGCUUCACUACAUUUCACACAUUGUAUACAGUAUCUUUGGAAGAGUGCUGUUUUUUUCCCUUUUUUAACUGUAGUACUAGCCAAGGUAUUGUCACUAAAUCUUAGGUAUUUCUAAUGCAGUUCUUUUACAAUGUCUGUAUGCACUGUUAAUGCCAUGUGAAGAGUCAUGUAAAGUUUUGGAUGACCAUUGUCAAAUAAAGACCAGAAAAUUGGAACAUAUAUUUUAUGCAUUUCAGUGGCCUUUUAAAUUUACUAUAGUGAAUGUUGCUAUGGUUGACUGUCAGGAUUUUUUAAUUGUUAUUACUAAUUAUUAUUAUUUCCCAUCACCCUGUAAAAUAAGUGUGACUUCAUACUGGCACACACUGUGCUGUGACUUAAAACCACUGAAGAGUUCAACCAUUAAAAUGUACAUUGUAAAAGCUUGCGGUAGCUGUUGUAUUAUCAUUAUAUUGUAUACUUAAAUGUGAAUUUAUAACCCCUUCAUAAAAAAAAAACAAAAAAAACAUGGUCAUGGUGUUCUAUUGAAUAUAUUUUAAUUUGCAAAACCUGGGCAGUUGUUCCUCUGUCUCUUUUUUUUUUUUUUGGUGAUUGGUUUUGUGUAGGUGUGAGGCCAUGCUCUUACUACCAAGCUCAGGAUUCUUGAUUUAAAUGACGAAAAACAUGGUACAGUGAGUGUGAUAUUUCUAUUGUGGAUUGACCUUGGUAUGACUGGUUUACUAUGAGAGGGAAUUAUUCACUGAACUAUUGAAAGUAAUGCUAUGGCAUUGAUGUUUGAAUGGUAGUGAACAAUGGGUUAAGCGGUUAAUCUGUGAGACUGUUAAUCAAAACCCUUUGCAAAUUUGUCAGUUUGGGGUGCAUGUGCGGAUUUAACAUAGCUACUUGUUUCUAAUAUUAUAGUGUUUUAUAUUUAGGUUAUUUAUUCUUUAAAAAAAGUGAAGUGGCUACAGCGCUAUAAUGAUUUUAUUGGUAGUACCGAGCAGACCUUGUAUCGGCAUGAAACUAGUUGCUGAAACCCAAUUAUUUUGAAAAAAUGUAUUUUGACAUAUACAAAUAAAGAUUAAUAAAGUUA
Messenger RNA from Lepisosteus oculatus (spotted gar), 5030 nucleotides. NCBI's taxonomy places the organism in Eukaryota, Metazoa, Chordata, Actinopteri, Semionotiformes, Lepisosteidae. The record is from RefSeq and is a predicted model, not a curated record.